CUUAACUCUUCUCACACUCCAUAGGACUGACUUCAGAGAAGGUAAGUUAAGGAUGGGGCUGUUACUGCGAAAUACAUUUUAAUAAGUCUUAAAAAUGGUCUUAAUGGUCUUCCCAGUACCUUUUUUCCACUGAUGUCAUCACUGCAGUGAUGGCUGUAUGUCUAGAACCAAAUACUCAAAGCUGGAGGUAGGUAAGUGGAAAUCUGCUCUGGAAAAAGAUGGGAGGAUAACGCAGAAGAAUGGAGCAGGGAGGCAAUGAUAUCUGAAUUCUCUAUUUUUAAAGUAUGUGAACUUGGGGGAGUUCCAAUGACUUGGUAGCAUCGCAAACUGUAUAACGAAGUGUACAAAAUUAAUGACAGGCUGUAUCAAGCGCUGGAUCUACAGUAUAAGGAAAGGUGGUGUUUACGCUUAAGUAGGCUAGAGGGCAGUACCGCGUGUUUUCAAGGAGGAUCAGGAGCGACCUGUAAGCAAAGAAGUAGCUGCCUGUUGUACAAAUCCAACAUACUACCAUUUUGGCUAGCUUUUUUUGUGGGGGGGAGGGGUUGCUUUGCAGUACAUCUUGGCUGCUGAUUCCUCCCUGUUUACACAUAUUGGUUCAUGGACAACAGUUUUCUUCCACACCUGGGAAGAAAUGAUAUGCCAUUGUGUGUGAUAAUGUACUGGCAGCCACUGCUCAGUGCUCUCAUUGGGAAGAAGAGUACAAGCUAGAAGCACAAGGAAACGAUGUACAAAAUGUUGUUGGCGUUUUUCUUUCAGUGACUGGGUUUACUUGCCAUGAUGUGAAUUGCAUUCUUUUGCCCCCUGCUGUUUCCUGCAUUCAAAUAUGUUUAGAAACAAUGUGUGCUUAGCAAGGGGUAGAAGCCGGAAUGACAACACAUAUCAUGAGUGGUGAUCCCUCUUUCAAGCCACCCUCAGUUUUUAAAACUUCGUCUCCAUCCGAUUUGUGCAAGGAACUUUGUACUACCUGGUAGCUUAGUAUCGCAUCUGUACAGCAAUUCUUUCUUAGGAAAGAAUAUCGUGUGUGGAGCUGUCCAUGGUUUCUAGGAACAGUGAUUCCUUGAAUAGUAAGCAGAGUAGACACUUCAGCAUCCACAGUGGGCUUGAACCUACCCAGGGACUGUAUAUUUUAAGGCAGUGACAUCUCUGCCUAAAUAUAUAUGUAUUGUAUUGCCCCACCUUGAGCGGGGGUGGGUGGGGCGGUGAGGGCAUUGCUGCUCCCAGUUUUCCAGCUUGCCUCUUCUCUCCCUUCACCCAGCUUAACAAUACUAGUUGUUUGUUGUUGUUGUUGUUGUUAAUAGAUUUCGUGUACUUCUAAUUGCUUUUUUAAAUGAAUGGUUCUCCCCACCCCCAAUGUGGCAUUUCUUGUUUUUAUAUGUGAGCUGCCUCCAGCCCCUUCAGAGGUGAACAGGCGUGGUAAUUAAACCAAAGUAUUAUUAUUAAUAGCAAUAAUAUCAAUAACGAGGCAGGCAGAAACCCAACAGGUGAAUCCUUUUCGCAGCCACGCCAUUGCGCACGCGCUGCUAUAGAAACCAGCCCAAGGCGCGCGGCCGGCCACGCCCUCCCUGCGAGCCGAUUGGUUCUCCCGUCGGCUCUCCCUCCCCCUUCCUGGGGCUCCCUCCCUUCUGCGCGCUCUCCCACGCCGCCGCGCCGCCUUUCCCCUCGUGCCUGCGCCUCCCGGCCAUGCGCGCACGCGCCGCCUUUGGCUUUCCUGGCGGCGGAGCAAGAGCCUUUCAUUGGCUCCCGAGUGGCGGCUGCAAUGAACGCCCUGCGGCGCGCGGCUGCCCGCCUGCUCCUCCUGGCUCCACCUGCCCGGCAGGUAAGAGGCGGGAAGGGCGCUGCGCGAAACCUCCAGAGCUCAGCAGGGCUUACCUGCAAGGAAGGGGACGCCGGCGGCAUGCCGAGGGAUGGAAUGGAGCGGGAAGGACCGUGGGUGGAAGGUCCCGGGUUCAACCCCCGGCGUCUCCAGGUAGGAUUUGGGGGCGGAGGGUGUCCCCUGCCUGCAACUGUGGAUGGAGAGCAGCUGCACUGAGUUCUGGGAGUCCUGGGUUCAAAUCCCCACUCAGCCACCAUGAAGCCCGUGGGUGACCUCAGUCCCGCCUACCUCACAGGGCUGUUGGGAGGAGAGCAAGGGGAGGAGGGGGGGACCAUAAACGCCACCUUGAGCUCCUUGGAGGAGACGUAAAAGGCAGGAUAUAACACUGUGAUGCAAUACUGAAUGGGUACAUAAGGCAGCUUCCUCUCUCUGUCCUACACACCUGCAAAUAUUUGGGACGAAGAGCUCCAAAAUUAGGAACCCGAGGUAUUGUAUGCACACUUGAAAGAAUGGACUUUGUGGUCCGCCUACAAUGCGUUCUAUUUAAGUUGCUUUGGGCAGCUGUGGUGCAUCUUGCAAAUUAACUGUGGAAGCAAUCAUUGGGAUCAAGAACAGGUGGUGAGCUGGGUGUUUGUGUGUACAUAUCUAUACUUGCUGACUGAAGUGGAUUCUAGUCUACAAAAGCUUUGCCGUAAUCCACUCCUUGCUGUUCUUUCUCUCUCCUGGUGGUUACGGCACAUAGUUUUAUUAUGCGGUGGAUAUGCAGUGUGUUCCCGGGUCCAUGUCACCCAGACAGAAACUCAGUUUUGCCUUGGUGCAUAUGUCAUCUCUUUUGUUAGUUCUGCAUCUUAAUGUGGCAAAUGUGAUCUGCUCCGGGUAGUAGUUGUUACGAACCAGCUAAGGGUUGGCUAUGGACAUGCAUCCUGCGACCCUGGCUCAAUCAGGUUAGCUCACUAUCACUACUUAUACAUGAGUGGGUAUCUAUGCCAUCCCUUCAGCACAAGAUUGUUUUGGACAAUACUGUUGUGCAUUCAGGAAACCUGUUGUGCAUAGAAUUGAGGACUGUAUCUGUGUGGUGUAUUUGUUUAACUUUCAAACACCUCAAAGUAAACACAUCAACACAUUAUAUUUUUAGGGCUAUGUUGUUGUUGUUUUAAAAAACACAUUAGAACCUGUUGGAUGAAGAGGAGGAUGCACCUAUGGUAUUAUUUUUUUGUACUGCCUCUAUUAUGAUUCCACUGGCAGACCUGCUCCUUUAGGACUUCAAUAGUCAUCCAUUUGGCCUCUGUGAGAAUAGAGUUCACACUAGAGGGGCCACUGGACUGACCCUAUAGGUUCUUCUUAAGUUCUUAUUCAAACCUGUCUCUCCCUUCUAGAGUUUACCAUCAUGGGAAAAACUUCUCGUUAUUAUUUUUAAUGGCUACAAUUUUACAGCAUGUGUUUUUACAGCUUAAUGAACCUGGGCUCCCUUUGUUACACAUGUACCCAAUGAAAGCAACAAACGCACAAUAAUAAAUUUCAUUGGAUUGACUUUGCUGGAAACAUGUCCUGGGUGUUGUUGCUGUGCUGGAAGCAGAUUUCUUCUGAGAGGAUUAAUAGGAUGCAAUUUCUAUUUGUUGUCCUGACAACCAUGACUCCACAUCCCCGUUUGUUCAUCCACGCAGGUUAAUCUAAUUUCAGGAUUAGCUCAUCAGUAUCAAGCCACAGCGGGGGAAACAUCUGGGAUCGAUGCCAUGGGAUUAAUUAAAAGGAGUAACACACUCAUAUAGGGCUAUUAUACUCUGUAAUCCAGGGAAGUAUUAGCAAUGGACUUUCAGUGUCCUCAAACUGUGUUUUGGGUAUUAAUAGGAUUCCUUUGAAGUUUAUCGGGGGCGGGGGGGUCAGUAUUUGUGUACUUUCUUUGUUUGAUACACCACUCUUUUUUAAAUCAUCAUAAUCACAGAGCAGCCUACGCAAUGAAACAUUAAAAUAGGAUAAAAAACCAUAAUGUUAUAAAAGUUGGGUGUCACCCCCACUCUCUGCCAAGAAUUGGAGAAUUGAAGGCAAGUUGGCAAAGCUUACAGAGAAGCUCAGAGACAAUGGCAGUGAGAAAUUUAAAAAAAGGUUAGGAAACAUUUAUUGUAUAUGUGCAAAAAUAUGGUAUACAAAUAGAAACAUUUGCAAGUGUUAAAUAAUGAGUCUACCAUAGGCAAUUUGAAAUAUUAAUGUAUGAUGGUAGUUUGUUAAAUAUUGAUAAUUAAUAUAAGAAAAAUAAGAAAAAUAGGUUUUAUAUAAGAAACCAUACUUAUUGAGAAAAAUAAGAAAACAUACUUAUUUAAUGAAACAGAAAAGGAGAAGGAGGGAAGUCAGCAAGUUAAAGAGAACCUCCAAAAUAUGUUUAUAUAUACUGAAAAUGUGUCAUGAUUAAGGUUUAUUUAUAUACUCUCUCUUAUUUUUUGCUUUAUUUUCCUUUUAUUCACCCUCUCCCCCGAAUUGUAUUAUCUCUAUGGAGAAUACUUGGCGAAGUUAAAAUUGUAAAAUCAAUAAAAAAUAUUUAAUAAUAAUAAAAGAUUGAAGAUGUGGCAGAGACCAUCAUAGCUUUAAGAAAUAUGAUUUAUUCACAUAUUUGCACCUUCAGUCUGCCUUCCCUGUGUGUGUGUGUGUGUGUGUGUGUGUGUACGCACAUGCACACACACACCAAACACAAGGAAUCUCAUUCUGUAACUACCUAAAAUUUCUCAGUUUGUGGGAACGGCAGCAGAAACCAGAGGUUUCUUUGCCUGUCAAGCACAGCAGAGUUGGGUAGCUUUGGUCAGUCGGCUUCUCCUGUCAGAGGCAAUAUGCCUCUGGGUACUGCUUGCUGGGAAUCACAACUAUGUGUAUAUGUUGUAGGGGGCACUGUUGUGCUCAUGUUUUGCUUGCAAGCUUCCCAUGAGAAUUUGAUUGACCACUGUGAGAACAGAAUGCCAGGCUAGAUGGGCCUUCAGCCUGAUUCAGUAGAAUAUUCUUAUGUUCUUAGCUUUGUCCCUUUUGCUGAGUGCAGGAUGCAGAUCUUACCCGCAGUUGCACGUGAAGACCCUGCUUGUAACUUUGCUGUACCUGAAGCAGCCUCCCAGUUUGGGGCAGCGAGGCAACUUCUUUCAUUGCAUAAUCUUUACUUCAGCAGACUACGAAUAAACUCCCCCCUGCCCCUAGCAGGAACAUGGAGUUGUAUAGGCUCAUAAAUGCCUAUGACGGGAAAGUUAGUGCUAUAGGGCUGAUGAAUUAAUGUGUCUCGUUCCCCUUUGUUCUCUCUUGAAUAAUAUGGACUCAGGAUGAGGCAGACAGCUAAUCUCUGGAGCAUUAAGUAAUUGCUCUCAGAACUGCGCCUUCGAGCUUGCCUUUUGCUGCUGUGCGCACAUGUGAAAAAACAGCGCCGGGUUGUGGGAAUUCUCUAAGGGUUAUGGGAACUUUUUAAAGCAGCUCUUUCAAACCGAGGACCCUUUGCUUGUAAUCUCACGGAGGAGCCCAAACCUCGUAACUGAGGGGUAGGCAAUUUGCAUCUUAAUGGGCUCGGUGCAUGCCUGUAGUAUUAUACUUGAAGUUGUUGCCUCCUUCUCCUUCACGGCUACCCCGCAACGCACUCCAGAUCAAUGGGGCAGAAUCUAAUAAGGGGCUAUAAGGCCAGUGAGAGCCCAAGCCUCUUUUCUCUCUCACACACAGUGUGGAUUCAGAAGCUGCUUACAAACAACUGCUCCUCCUCCUCCUCUUCUCUGUUUCUUGCUCCUCCUCUCUCUGGAACUCAGGACACCCUACUGGAGGUUUCCAAGCACCCUUUCAUUUCGGGAACUGGUGCUGCUGCACCCAAUCCUGCCUAGCUUCAGAAAUGUCACAAAGCAACGUGCGAUUCCAAGGAGGUAGUUUGAACAUACGCAGCUGGCGUGCUUUGUUUUGUGGCAGUGCCACAAGGCAACUGGCGCCGUUUGAUGAAAUGUGCCCUAUUUUAGGCCACCCCUGCUUCCCAUCACUCCCUCCGCUGCACCUGAUGGUGCAGCUGCUGCCAAGUGGGAUGUUAAACAUGUCCUGUGGGAGCGCCUGGGGUUCUCUUAUCCAGUUCCCUCCUCUGUAUCUAGCCUCAGUUCUGGAGCCAUAUUCAAGGGUUAUAGAAACAGGGAAAUUCCAUUCACAAGGAGGUAGGGGAAGAAUAGUUUAUGGGGAAAGUGUGCUAGCCUUGGGUUGAAGAAUAGUGAGCAUGUGAACUGGGCAGCCAACUUCUUCUUGCUUGGGCUUCUUGCAUGAUGUAGGGACCCUAAUUUUCCGCAGCUUCUACUUUGCAUCUGCAACCACCAUGAGUUCAGGAGGGUCUCUGCUUCAGACAGUGGCCCUCCAACUUGAGGAGGAGGGUGUGGAGGAGGAAGGGGGCUGGAUUUAGCACACUCAGCCCCACAACAACCCCUCCUUUUCUGCGUGUAACCCCCCCCCCCCCCCGGAAUUUCUACCAUGCCCAAAUAUGGCUUGAUUGAUCAUGUCAUCUGUAAGCUUUAUUCAGGUUCCUGAGACUUUUUGAAAUAUUGGGUGAUGAAAGAAUUCUCCUGGUCUUCAGGUAAGACUGGUGUGUGGCACAAUGGGCCUAGCAGUCCCCAUUUGCCACUUUUCAAAUUUCCCCUCUUCUAUGUUUUAGAUCAGGGGUCAGCAGUGUGCGGCCCAUGGGCUGGAUGCAGCCCACGAAGACAGUUUUACCAGCCCACGAGCCGCCCCCCCAAACCGAGCUGCCAGCUCAGUGAGUUCCCCGUACGCUGUGCUAUACCGGCUAUGGGGUUGUGGCGCUCAUCUCGCUUUCAGGCCAAGAGAGCUGGUGUUUGUCCACAGACAGCUUUCCGGGUCAUGUGGCCACCAUGACUAAACUGCUUCUGGUGCAACAGAAUACCAUGACGGAAGCCAGAGUGCAUGAAAAUGCCGUUUACCUACCUGCCACUAUUUAUCUACUAGCAUUGGUGUGCUUUCGAACUGGUAGGUUUGCAGGAGCUGGGACAAAGCAAUGGGGAGCUCACCCCAUCAUGCUAUUUCGAACUGCCGACCUUUCGAUCGGCAAGCCCAAGAGGCUCAGUGGUUUAGACCGCAGUGCCACCCACAUCCCUCUAAUUAAUGAAUGCCCUUUGUAAGAGUAAUUAAUACCCUUUGAAAUAUGGCUUGCCUGAUAUUAAAAGUGCAUGGAUUUAAAAUCCAAGCCAGCGGAGGAUGGAGCGACAUGCAGAACUGUCAGCUUCUCAAAUACAGUGCAAUAUCACUAAGAAGAAGUUAAGAUGGUUUUAUAAAAAACAUAAAUAUCCUCAAGGGUUGCGUCUUUGUAGUAAUAGUUCUGCACAGCAGCCUUCUCCAGCGGUUUUUGUGCUCCAGGUGUUUUGGACUAUAACUCCCAAAAAGUUGCUAUCAGCACCAGCUCACUGCAACAACUCUUAACUUUAAAACUUUUUGUUUGGGUUUCUCGUCUUGUAGAACAUUGUGGGACAAAAGACAUCAUGGCUUUGACAGCAGAGGUAACCAGCAAGGAUAGAUGUUCUGGCAUACUGCCCAAGUGGGAAAAUAUUGGUUCUCUAAAUGUUCCUAUGGAUUGAUGAUAAGCCAUGUGCUUUAAAGGCUGUGCCAGAAGUAAGAGUCUUGAUUAUGUCUGCAGGCAGGUGAAGAAGAAGAAAAUGGCCCCGAUUCUGAAUCUCGCGUUUACGAAUCUUAACAAACGUUGAACUUUGGAGUAUGAAUACUACGUGAUGAUUUUAAAAAUGGAUAAGGUAGAGUAGCAAUACAUCUUGACUCUAAAGACAGGAUUUAAAAAUAACAAGAGCCAGAACAAAGUAACUUGAACAGCAGUAAGAUCUCAAAGGGUUUAAUGAGAAAGCAUGGUUUUUCAAUGCUGCCAGAACACAAGCAAAGAGAGGGAGAUAAUCUAAUCUCUCGGGGGCAAAUAAGUUCCAUGAAUGUAAUAGGAAGCUUAGUUCAAUAAAGGCACUCUUUGCAUGUUGCUGCCAAACACACCUCAAAAAGCUGACAUUGAAAGAUAGGCGGGUUCACAUGGGGGAAGAUGGUUGUUCAGUAUCUUGGCCCCAAGCUGUUUAGGGCUUUAAAGGUAAUUAACAGCACUAUGUGUAUAAACUUUAUUUUAUUUUAUUUUAAAAAGUAUUGCAGGGAGGAUUCCGGAAAACACAAGCCAGUUUGUUAAACAUCUGUUCUGGGUGAAUUGGUGGGAUCAUUUAUUAAAAGAAACACCAAAUGCAGCGCACUGAAGAACAAGCCUUGCUGCAGAGGAAUCAGCGUGCCUUUUGCAAAAGAAAGUCCUGCCUCCUCAGCCUUAACUGUUCUUGGGGUGUGUUGACAAGCACAUGGGUAGGAAUGGUCCAGUCAGUGCUGGAUUUACAUAUGGGCUGAGUGGGCUGCAGCCCAUGGCCUCCUAGUCUAGGGAGGCCGUGGCCUCCUGCCAAUAUAUAUAUAUACACACAUAUAAAAAUACAAGUAGAUUUUACUAUCUGGGCCUAGUUGCUUAGUAACGGUAAAGAAGAACGAGGCUUUGUUUUCAUGAUCAAAUGCUAUUAAAUUUGGACCUCCCCAGGCCUCCUAGUCGAGGGCCUUCCAUUGUUUUAAUCCAGGCCUGAGUAAAUUUAGCAGUCAAGGAGUAGGCAGAUUAGUAACUGGUUAAAGAAGAGGAAGCAGAGAGCUAGUAGCAGAAAGCCAGGAUUUUGAUUUUGUUUGGAGCUCCUUUCCAACUUGUAUAUUUUUCUUCAUCCUUCCUACUGAUUCCCAUUCUGUCUCACACUCAGUUUUCCUUCCCCUUCCUUAAAGCGGUACGUACAAAGUACCUUCCAGGGUAGUAUAAGGUUGUCUUUAUUAAAAGCAAUGAAAUGUACCUGUCGGCAAGGGCUCUCUUGUACUGUAUGAUAAAUAUAAGCUACAUUUCCAUUAAUGAUUUUUUUAUUUGUCGGCUUGUUAUUCGAGAUGUUCUGCUGAGUUUUUAAAAAGCUAUAUAAACAAAUUGUAAGGACGUGGUCACGCUGCAAUUUGUCUUGCUGCUGAUAGGCAGCCUGGGCAGGCAAGCAGGCAGAGCAAAUGACACAGCGUGGACCAGGUGAGCUGCAGAGGAAUAGGCAGGGCAGGCUGGGGCAGCUCCCCAGCAAUGGUCCUACUCUACUGCCACUCCUGCCUCACAACAACGCUGCUGUUUUGGCCUCAGCAAUGUGGGAGGCUGGGGAGCUGUCCUACUCUGUUCUUCAUGUUCCUCUGCAGCUCACCUAUGCCAUGGUUUGGGAUAUCUGUAAGGGGAGGCGGGUGCAGUUUGGGCAUUCUGUAAGGGAAGGAAGGGGUGGUACCCGCUGCUCAACUUAUAUUUAAAGUGUGCUGCAAUGUUUUUAAUGUUUUCCCACAAAAUCACGGACACAGAAUUGUGGAGAUGGAAGAAAACCUAAGGUUCUUCAAACUCCUGUAAUGCAGCAAUCAGCUAGGGGUGGUUCGUGUCCAUGUUUUAGGAGGCACUGAGUGGGGAAGCAGUUUAUUAUUAGAACUGAAUAAAUGCGUUUACUAAAUGGGAUUGUCUUCACUGAGUUUUCGCACAAGGUUUUCCCCUUUGAGGUUUUGAGGUCCCUAAAUAUCAGAGGCCACUAGACAGCUGCUUAGCCUGACUCCUGGUAUAUCCAGCCCUCCUGCUGCUUCCCUAUAAUAUUUGGAGGCUACCAAACAGGUGUCAUUACUUGUGGCAGGCUGAUAUGGGAACAGCAUUAAGCAAAUCCAGGGUGGAUUAGUCAGUGAAUGAAAUGCCAGAAGUACUGUAUUAACAUGGAUGUAAAAAUAGCUUUGGCUAUUUCAGAGCUUCGGUUGCUCUGUAUUAGCUUGCAGGCUCCGUUCCACGUUAGAGGCUGCCUGUCACUCUGAUAAUUUGGAACUCUGGGCGGGGGGCAAAGGAUUCUGACUUGCUUUUUACAGAGGCUCCUGUUUCUGGGUACAGAGAAAUACAGUGAGUGCUUCACUCAGGAUGCAGAUUGGCUGACACUGACAGGUAAAUGGAAUGGGAAUUGUGAGCUGUAGCUGGUAUGGAUUAGGGCAGAGUUUGGGUGUUCAGUGGAUUCGAUGAACAUAGAAGCUAUUAAUUUCUCAUACCUUAAUAGUGAAUGUUUUAGUGCCAUUAACAAGUACGUUUAAUUACGUUAUAUCAAAAGCUUGUUUAAUUUCACAGAUGCAAUUAACUUCAGAGGUUUUUACCUCUUUAAUUUCUGUGUGUGCAGUGGAUGUGAUGGAACGGAAGCAGAAAGAAAAGUGGUGCAUUUCUCAGACGCUAAAUAAUGAAUGUUGACAUUUUUUAAUGCUGUUAUUAAAUCAUUAUAGGAUAAUCUGUUUCUUGAGCACUCAUCCUGGUUUGCUUUCGCAAAGCUCACAUGGAGGUUAAAUUAUAUCUGGUUUUUAGUGAGCAUGCAUGCAGAUUUGUUUUCAGAGUGGUUAUGCAACAAUGAGCAUUCAUCCCAAUUUGUCUGCUUCCCAUUAAUCAUUCAUCCAUCCCACAGUUUUUGGUACAUUUUAUCACCACAUUCCAAACCGCAAAAGCUCUGUUUUUUAAUAAGUGGCUUUGUUGCAUUAGGAUGUACAAACCUAAAGUUCUGGUUUGCACUUUAAUGUCUCCAGCAAAAUAGUGACAAUCUGGAAGCACUGUUUGCAUUGGAUUAAAAACCUGCUUAAUUUCACAGGAGAAAUUUACAUCAGUGGCUUUUAUUUCUUCAUUGCAUUUGAUUGCACCCAGAAAGAGAUCCAACCCGCCCUUUUUUAAGGCUUGGAGGUCCAAAUUAGCCAACGUAGUGCAUUCUUGGCUUUCGUAAUAGUAGCUUAUUUUAGGCUAUGUUUCAAAUGCCCAUGUGCUGCGUUUUGGGGGAGAAGGCCCACCCGUUGCAUCAUGUGGAACAGUGUGGGACUGGGAUCUUUUCACCUUUGUUCAUUAUCCCAUUGAGCGUAUUUAGGCACCAGGUUCAGAAGAUCAUGGUUCACCAGUCUUUUUAUGGGAGGCUUGUGGAUCUGCUUGUUCUUGGAUUUGGUCUCUUGAUUGCUCUUCAUUUUUGUUGCUGCUGCUGGUUAUUUUCUCAGGUUUUUCUUUGGAUAAUAAUAAUAAUAAUAAUUAAUAAUAAUAAUAAACCUUUAUUGUCACUACACCACCUUUAUGCACCCCCACAUACACUUGCUCUAGUGCUGGGUUGGUUUUAUUUUGAUUUGUUAGCCACCCAGAUGAUCCCAUUUGAGAUGGAAGACUAUAGAAUACUAAACAAAUAAAUGCUAUGGUUGACAGCUCACUCCCAUAUAAGGACCAAAUGGUGGUGCUGGGGAGCCUUCUGACCUUGGGUAAGAUCAACAUAAUGCCAUGCAUUAGCUCAGUCAGCUAUUCUUUCCCCUCUUUCCCAUCCCCCUUUUGGCGUGAACACCCAACUGUAUGAAAAGUUCUGUGCAAUUUGUAAGCUUUCAUAUUUUUACUUGGCUCAUAGAAAAGGUAUUGUCUUGCCCGUUCUACUUUUGCAUUAAAUCACCUGGGGUAUAUUUUUUAUAUUAUGGUAAGUGGAGAAGAACGAUGCCCCUCUACAUAUGGCAAAUAACCCAGCAGAUUGUAAGGGGAGGAGGUCAUAUUUGUCUCGUCCCUGGCCAUGGAGGGAAUUGCUGAUCAAAAAAGGCUGCUGGUUUGUUGUUGUUUUUUUCUUCCACUAGUAAGCAGCCAGGAAAGUUUCUUCUGACCUGUUGGAAGCUUCUUAGUAUUGCCCAGCUGCUUUCUCCCAUGAUCUUUGGCUGAACUAAACAUCUCAUAGACUUUGAAGUGCUGAGGUUUCCCAGUGCCCUGCCUCCAGGUAUCUCCAGCCACCCAGAAUGGCUGGGGAAACCCAGUCAGAUGGGUGGGGUGUAAAUAAAAUCAUCAUCAUCAUCUGGGCUGUCCAGGGCUUAUUAGGCUCCCUAUUAUGACAUUGGCGUGACAUCAGAGCAGAUGAGUAGAUGGGAGCCACAUAGAAUGACAGUGACACAUCAACAGACCGUAGGCCCCAGCAGAGCUGAAAUCUCUGAAAAAGCAUUUUGACAGGUUUAAUGGUUGCAUUUGCAAGAGUACGAGCAAAGAAGGAAGGUAGCAAACUACUUUAGAGAACGUUAUUGUUGAAGAACUAGCUCAGUCGGUAGAGCAUGAGACUCUUAAUCUCAGGGUUGUGGGUUUGAGCCCCAUGUUGGGCACAAGACUCCUACAUUGCAGGGGGUUGGACUAGAUCACCCUCGUGGUCCCUUCCAACUCUAGGUAAAAGGGUAAAGGGGACCCCUGACCAUUAGGUCCAGUCGUGACCGACUCUGGGGUUGCGGCGCUCACCUCGCUUUAUUGGCCAAGGGAGCCAGCGGACAGCUUCUGGGUCAUGUGGCCAGCAUGACUAAGCAGCUUCUGGUGAACCAGAGCAGCGCACGGAAACACUGUUUACCUUCCCGCAGGAGCAGUACCUAUUAAUCUACUUGCACUUUGACGUGCUUUCGAACUGCUAGGUUGGCAGGAGCAGGGACUGAGCAACGGGAGCUCACCCCGUCGUGGGGAUUCGAACCUCCGACCUUCUGAUCGGCAAGUCCUAGGCUCUGUUGUUUAACCCACAGCGCCACCUGCGUCCCAACUCUACAGCUUCCAACUCUACAGCUCAAUUAUUCAUGCAAUGUGGUAAGCCAAACUAUGGCUUACCGAGAUGGCACAAACACACAGGCUGUUGGCUGCAUCUUGUGGUUAGCACAGCAAGAGCUUAACUGUGAGACCCAGUUCAGAUAACAUGCUAAGCCAAGGCUUGGCUUAGCUUAGCUCAGCAGAGCACUGCAAGGAGAAGGACCAGGGAGGAACAAAGCAGCUAUGGAGAGCUUCUGUCCUGCACAUUAGCUCAGUCUCAUGCAACCUAUGUCUCAACUAGGUUUCAAACCUAAGUCUGCAGAAGAGGGACCUGUUUUCAUUCGUUUCAGUCAUAGUUUAUAAGAAGACAUAACCAUGGAAAUGCAAGUGAAAAUAAUAGAAAUAUAUUAAUGGUUCAUCAUACUACUUGCUUGGCAGAGAAGUCUACGUAUCACUUUGAGAGCUUUUACAUGGGAGCUCUUCAAAGAGGGGUAGGGGACUGUUCUAACAACUCUCAGCAUUCUUAACAAGCUACAGUUCCCAGGAUAAUUUGGGGGAAGCCAUGACUGUCUAAAGUGGCGCAAUACUGCUUUAAAUGCAUAGUGCAGAUGGGGCCAAACCCUCCAGUACUCCCUCUGCUAAAUGAACCUUGUAAAUACAGUGGACCCUCGAGUUACAUACCGCUCUGGAUACGUACCUUUUGGGUUGCAAACGUGGCAAUCCCGGAAGCGUAUACUUUCGGGUUUUGCCAUGCGCAGAAGCGCUCUGCGCUCCACACACAUGCACAGAAGCACUCUAUCGUGCCACAUGUGUGCGCAGAAGCAGCACUUCCAGUUACGGACUUUUCAGGUUAAGUACAGACCCCUGGAACAAAUUUAAUUCGUAUCCGGAGGUCCACUGUACAGAACUGGGCUUUCUCACUACUGAGGAAGGCUGGCAAGCAGAGGAAGCGAAAAAUUACAUUUGCAAUAUUUCAUGAGGUUGAUUAGCAAAAGUAAUUUCAAAAGACGAAAGGCGAUCUGAAGGGGAGGCAAUUUUAAGAUGUAUUCUGAACCCACAUUGAUGUGGGCGUGAACUCUGCAUUUCAAAGGAAUCGAAUAAAUCUCAUCAAAGGCUUUGAUAAACCCAAAAUCUGGAAAAGUAAUGAGCUGCAGUCAUGAGAGGCUCAAAUGCUAGGUAGGUCUCACCUGGUUGUUUUUUAUCAUGUAGAGUAGCUAAAAUAUUUAGACGAAAGGAGGUCAUAAUUUUGCAGACUUUCUGGGUUGUAGGCUUUGAAAAUUAAAUAAAAUUCUCCCCUUUUUUUAAAGCUAGUUUAGGAUUUAACCUUUUUUAAAAAACAAAAAACAAAAAAACCCUAUAUUCUUUGUGGACUUUGUAUGAAUGGAAAUUUUGCUUGGAUCAGUGAUUUAGUACCACACUGCCAGUUAGGGUAAAGUUAGCCUAGGGUAGGUUAGAGCUGGUAUGGUUAGAGCAAGGAUAGCCAAUGGAGUGACCUCCCAAUGCUCUUGGAACAUCUCCCAUCAUCCCUGACCUCAAAAAGCUGGGGAAGCAGGGUUGCUUCGGGGAUCCAACUUGGCUGAGUUCUCUUCCAAACAGAGCUACUGGUCCUCCAAAGCUGUCUCCCCAAACCUGGCGCCCCACUCUCCCCCACAUUUUGGACUGCAACCAUCGCUGACUGCAUGGAAGGCUACUUCAAAGGCUGCUCUGAACUUUAUACCUCUUCAGCAGAGGAAGAAAAACACUCCUAGUAAUUACAGUUUCACUUUGCAUUAAAACACACACAGUUGUAUCUUCUUGAGUUGAAAGCAGUGAAAGCUGGGAUUACUGUAGCAGGCUGUUUAAAAGCCAGGCUUGCCAAGUGCAUUCAGAGAUUUAAGAGCCUGUCAAAGGGAUGUCGGUGGCGCUUCGGUAAUUGGUGUGCGGAUUGCCCCACUGCUGGCUAUUUUUCUUUGGCGGUGUUUUCAUCGUUGGGUGAGUUAAAGAAUGCACGAGAGGCAAGCUCAGUUUUCUUGAGGUUGUCUGCAUUAGCUGUAUGCAGUGAUGGACCAAUUCUGGGCUCGGAAUAAUUUUCCGUGUAUAUUUAUUCAUUUAGAAAACCAGCUCAAUUUAAGCUGUUUUCUAAAUAUGGAAAUAAAUGGGGGGAAUUACUGUGAGGCCAAUUCGAACCUCAUUGGGAUCCCAAUGUUUCCAGAAGUGUGAUGGGUUCUGAAAACUUCCCUAGUCUGCACCCAUGAGACCCUCUGGCCUGUUGACAUCUUUCCCCUAUCUGGUCUGGAAGCAGUGGCAGAGAAGUUGUUGGAAGCCUGCCUGCUAACUGCUGGAAUAUUGCUACAACCACUUCCUUAGUGUGCCAGGGAGCCUGGGAAAUGUGAUUUCCAUGAUGCCCAAUGCCCCUAUUGGGGACUUGGGCACCCUAAGAAAAUCACAUACCCAGGCUCCCUGGCACACUAAAUUGCAGCAGUCACCAGGAAGGAGAGAUGCUUCUAGUGAGAAUGGUUAGACCAGGGGUCAGCAAACUUUUUCAGCAGGGGGCCGGUCCACUGUCCCUCAGACCUUGUGGGAGGCCAGACUAUAUUUUUUGGGGAAAAUAUGAACGAAUUCCUAUGCCCCACAAAUAACCGAGAGAGAUGCAUUUUAAAUAAAAGGACACAUUCUACUCAUGUAAAAACACGCUGAUUCCCAGACCAUCCGCAGGCUGGAUUUAGAAGGUGAUUGGGCUGGAUUCGGCCCCCGGCCUUAGUUUGCCUAGCCAUGGGUUAGAAGCUGGGAAGGAAGAGGGAACAGGAAAGAGUUUUGCUCAUGGCAUGAAGAGAAGGGUGUUUUUUCUCAUGAUGGUGGAACUUCUGAGUUAUCCAGAGAAAUUGGCUUAAAUGAAACAAGUUUUGUUGUAGCACAUUUAGGGAUGUAAAAAGAACGCUAAGACAAGCCUGCUGGAUCAGGCCAAAGGCCCAUCUUGUCGGGCAUCCUGUUCUCACAGUGGUCAACCAGACGCCUGUGAGGAACCUGAACUCAAGUGCGCUCCCCUCUCCUGUGGUUUCCAGCAACGGGCAUUUAGAAGCACGACUGCCUUUGACAGAGCCAGAGCAUAACCAUUCUGUCUAGCAUGCAGCCAUUGAUGGGAGGCCCAUGCAGAGGUAGGGGCAGCUGGGUAAACUUGCCCCAGGCCUCAGAGGGCUAAAGAGGCUGGGGGAGCUGGCAGGAGCUUGCUGGACAUACUACCAUGUCAAGAAUACCCUGCACCUCUCAGUUGACUGGGUACGUAAUGGGCAAAACAGCCAUGCUUGUCCAUAUGCACUGCAAGGCUGCGAUAGUAAAAUGUGAACCUGCAUUACUGCUUACUAGUGUGUCGCGUCAGGUCAGAUUAGGUCAUGGGUAGGCAAACUAAGGCCCAGAUCCGGCCCAGUCGCCUUCUAAAUCCAGCCCGCGGAUUGUCCAGGAAUCAGCAUGUUUUUACAUGAGUAGAAUGUGCCCUUUUAUUUAAAAUGCAUCUCUGGGUUAUUUGUGGAGCAUAGGAAUUCGUUCAAUUUUUUCCCAAAAAAUAUAGUCCGGCUGCCCACAAGGUCUGAGUGACAGUGGGCUGGCCCCCUGCUGAAAAAGUUUGCUGACCCCUGGAUUAGGUGGUGCAUCUCAUGGACAAGACUCCCACCCCAUUCAUCAGACAAGGCCUGCACAGGCCUGAUUGAUGCCCUUAUCCUCUGUGAAAUUCUCUAAUCUGUUUCAGAAUCAUCCAAGUUAGUAGCCAUCACUGCCUCCUGCGGAGAGUGACUUCUAUAGUUUAGCUUUGUGCUGCAUGAAGAAGGGACGCGGGUGGCGCUGUGGUCUAAACCACUGGACCUCUUGGGCUUGCCGAUCGGUGGUUUGAAUCCCCGUGACGGGGUGAGCUCCCGUUGCUCUGUCCCAGCUCCUGCGAACCUGGCAGUUCGAAAGCACACCAGUGCAAGUAGAUAAAUAGGUACCGCUGCUGCGGGAAGGUAAACAGCAUUUCCGUGCGCUCUGCUUUCCGUCACGGUGUUCUGUUGUGCCAGAAGCCGUUUAGUCAUGCUGGCCACAUGACCCGGAAAGCUGCCUGUGGACAAACGCCGGCUCCCUCAGCCUGAAAGUGAGAUGAGCGUCGCAAACCCAUAGUCGCCUUUGACUGGACUUAACCAUCCAGGGUUCCUUUACCUUUUUUUACCCCACAACUUCAGUGCCUAUGAGUUUGGCAGCACAGUAGCAGCAACCUACAACAGGAGUCCUACAAGUCAAAGGGCAUGAAUAAUGUGCCAAGCUUGUGGUGCAGUCAGCUAAGGGAUUUACUUGUAGCUCAGUGGCAGAGCUUUUGCAAAACAUCUUGGGCUCAAUCCCUUCCAGGCACAGCUGGGCAAAACCCUCAUCCUGAGCUGUAUAUGAGGCUGCUUCCCAUGUCUCCCUGCUUCAGAUCUUAAACCAAUGCAGCAGACAAAAGCCCUAGGAGGCGAGCUGUGUCUGAAAUCUCAGUCGCACAGCACGGCCUGCAGUUUUAGAAGUUGCCAUUGUCAAAUAAACUGCUGCACCAUCUUUUGUUAGGAGCUCAGGCGUGUGUUUGGGUUACAUAACGGUGAGAACGAAUGCUGCCCUGCCCAUGAUGCGCCCUUUUCACAAUUGUACAUGGCGUGUGCAGCGGGAUUAACAUCAGUGGUGAAGCAGAAACACAAAAAUAGAAUCUGAAUAAUGAAUGUGCCGGAGGGCAGAACCGUCUCCUCCUCUGCUAUAUCCAUCUGCCACUGUUGUCCUAAGCUGCACUGCCUUUAAGCUGGUUCUGCUAUUUCUGUCCCCUUCGCCACAUAUAUAGAAAAGCCGGCGCUGAGUGUCUGGUUUUGCUUUGUCAGAAACCUUAGAGUCCCGAGCGUUUCAGAGUCUUAACAGUGAUGUGGCAAAUUUCAUAAAUAAAAGGCAGCAAUAGUGGGAUUGGCAGGACACAUGAUGCUGUCAUAGCAGGCCUUACAUAGCCUGGGGGUGGAGCAGGGAUGGAGGGGAGAAGCAGAUCGCCGAUAAAGCCCUUACUUAGGCUGAUUGUAUUUGUCCGCAUGCAGUGACUAUUCUGUUGAGAUUGAGUCAGGGGAUUUUCUGGAUGCUGCUGUUCUGAAAAUGGUACCCAAUUUGAAGAGAGAGAGAGAGAAUGUGUCUCUGUGCAAAACUCCACAAGGGUAAAUCUGCUAGUGUUUCGAGAUCUGCUUGUGCAUCCGUACCAGGGGUGCAAACCUGAAUAAAAUAUUGGGGCAGACAGGUAAGCCCUGUCCCACAUAAUCGAUCACAUGAUGGGGCUCACCCCAUACCAUUUGAAUGGCAGUGCCCAAAUAUUUUAUGGGAUGGCCUCGGCCCCUAGGAAUUGGCUCCUAUGAUCUGUACACAGCUAUAUACAUGAACCUUCCGUGUGUGUUCACAGAAGAAGUAUUGCUUCCUACGCAGGAGACGAGCCUUCCAGACUUGCCAUUAUUUUUGCGGGAGAGAUCUAUGCACGAUGAAAGUGGAUUAAAGCGCUCUGUUGCCCUAGUGCAACAAAUCCUCUUUUAAAAAAACCCGGACCUUUUGUGGUUAGGAAAGUGACAAGGAGAUGCACUGAAAAGUGUGGGUAGAUAAAAAUAUUAACCAGAAGGCAUGCAAGCACCCGAAAGCAAAUGAGGACGUCUGCUCAUUUGUCAUAUGACUGCCCUGUACACAAUUAAGAACGAAUGCUCAGCGAAGACCGGAUCUAUUCGAACCACUGUGUAAGCUUUGUGUGAACAAUUCAGGAUGAAUGGUGAAUAAACAGGUUGUCUGGAGAACCAUGUCACAGUACAAGUGAUGGAUACACCAAAGAGUAACAGGGGGGUUGGGAGGGGUCUUCCAAUCCAAACUCUCAGGCUGGUGGCUGAGGUGUCUUGUGAAGCAAGGUGGAUGUGGCGAUCAGACAGGGCCCCUGGACGUUUCACGGUCUAUUGACCCUGUGCCACCACUGCGGUUGCUUUCUUCGCUGCCACCACCACACGGAGUCCAGACAGUUGUUAACAUAAACAAAUAUCAAGUUUAUUUUUAAAUGCAGGAAUAAGCGUAUGGUUUCGGUUUAUUUUUCUCUUGUCCGUUUCUUAAAUCUUAGUUCCUACAACUUCAAACUGAAUUAUUCCCAACUAUCUAACUCCCUAACAAUUCCUCUCACUCUUUCACAAUACAACUCAACCAACCCAUUGCCUAUUCCACCCUCUUCCUUCUCCAACACCCAAGCCUCAACUCCCAACUGACAAACCUCAACUCCCAACUCCCAAACCUCAACUGACUUUUCAAAACCUCCCACUCUAUCUUUUACUCCCCCCUCGCAUUCUCACUGGCCAAUCACUUCACACCCAUUUUAACCCUUUCCUUGACACAUCCUAGGGCAACCGCCACAGUGGAGGUAUUCCAGUUAUCAGUGGGAGAAACUUUCUAGAAAAUGCCUCAUUUGUUACUCUCCCAGAUUUAACUAAGGACCUCUGCUUGCAUUUGGUAGGGUAAGGGUUCUGUGGAGUUAAUUUAGCUCUUUGCACUUAGGGUAAUCCAAAGGUUUAUUCUGUAAAUCGGUUCUUGAGCAGCAGGACGAUUCCCAGUAAAACAGCUACUGUAGAGAGGAUAUUUAACAAGAAUCAGAGGAGCUUCCACUGUUGGAGAGAUGCUUCGUUUGACCCACUGUGGCUUUCUCCCAAUUACUUGCAGUGGAACCACUCUCAUUGCUCAGAACAAAGCCAACAUAAAUACUUCAUUCACCUUGGGAAAUGUGGAAGCUGCCUUAUAUGAAGUCAGCGCUGUCUAGCUCAGCAUUAUCCACACUUACUGGCAGCUGCUCUCCAGGGUUUCAGGCAGGGGAGCUGCCCAGAUUUGCCUGGAGAUGCCAGGGAUUGAUCCUGGGGGCUUGUGCGUGCGAAAGCAAGAUGCUCUGCCCCUGAGCUACAGCCCUUUCCCCAUGCAGAAUUGCAGUUCAUCUGAGCUUCUUAGUAACAUUAGAUGAGCUGCUUGGUCUUUGCAGUGGAAUCUUUAUAAUAUAAUAAUAAACAGAACAGCAUUAAAUAUUAAAAACUUCCCUGAACAGGGCUGCCUUCAGAUGUCUUUUAAAAAUAGGAUAGCUGCUUAUUUCUUUCACAUCUGAAGGGAGGGUGUUCCACAGGGUGGGCACCACUACCGAGAAGGCCCUCUGUCUGGUUCCCUGUAACCUCACUUCUCACAAUGAGGGAACCGCCAGAAGGCCCUCGGCGCUGGAUCUCUGUGUCCGGGCUGAAUGAUGGGGGUGGAGACGCUCCUUCAGGUAUACUCGGCCAAGGCCGUUUAGGGCUUUAAAGGUCAGCACCAACACUUUGAAUUGUGCUCAGAAAUGUAUUGGGAGCCAAUGCAGAUCUCUCAGGACCGGUGUUAUGUGGUCCCGGCGGCCACUCCCAGAUGCUUUGUUUAGAUAUUUUUGCUGUUACCUUUGCUAACUGUAUGUGUAGGAUUGAUCUGGGCUCAUAACAUUGUCUCCUGGUGUGCUAUUUACUAUAGCCAAAUAUAUAUAUUAGCUUUACUCAGAGAAACCCACCAAAUGAGCUAAGUAGGCUACAUUAGCAUACAUGGCUAAGGGUUAAACUGACAAGGGCUGCCCAUGCCUAAGGGUGACACAUUUUUACAAAUAAACCCCAAACUAAAGCCCCAAUAAAAAGGGAGAGGCUGGAAAGAAGAGAGGGAGGGAAAGAAAGAGAUGGGUGGCACCCCAUAACUGUUCGGGGAACACAUUCUAGACCUGAGAGUUGGCAGGGGAGAGUGGUUGAAGUUCUUCAAGUAAGCAGAAGGUUUGGUGCUCAUUUACAGACAAACAAACAAGUAAAAAUGAGCAGUUGGUCUGGAGGAGUGAAGGUCAUGCUCAAAAGUGGGGGGACGGGACCUGUGGCCAUCCAGAUGUUGCUGAACUCCCAACUCCCAUCCCCCUUAGCCAUUGGCCAUUACUUCCUGGGGUUGCUGGGAGUUGAUGUUCAGGAACAUCUGGCAGGUCAAAGAUUCCUCACCCUGGGUCUAGUACAGGAACUGUUUAUGAUCUGUGGUCCUCCAGAUGUUGCUGGUAAAGGUAAAGGGACCCCUGACCAUUAGGUCCAGUCAUGACCGACUCUGGGGUUGCGGCGCUCAUCUCACUUUAUUGGCUGAGGGAGCCGGCAUACAGCUUCUGGGUCAUGUGGCCAGCAUGAUUAAGCCGCUUCUGGCGAACCAGAGCAGUGCACGGAAAUGUCGUUUACCUUCCCGCUGGAGCGGUACCUAUUUAUCUACUUGCACUUUGACGUGCUUUCGAACUGCUAGGUUGGCAGGAGCAGGGACCAAGCAACGGGAGCUCACCCCAUCGCGGGGAUUCAAACCGCCGACCUUCUGAUUGGCAAGUCCUAGGCUCUGUGGUUUAACCCACAGCGCCACCCGUGCCCCUAGAUGUUGCUGGACUACAACUCUAAUCAUCCAUGGCCAUGCUACCUGUGGCUGGUGGGUGUUGUGGUCAACAACAACUGGAGGGACACAAAUUAUAGCCACCCCUGGAAUAGGAACCUAUUUUGGAAACGAGGCUUGAAGGAUGCCUUGGCACAAGGCCACAGAGAUUGUAACUCGGUAGGUAAGUGUCAGGGAAAAUAGGAAUACUAAGAUAGUUAAGAAGUUAAGCAAACACAGCUGAAAGAUUUCUAGAGCCAGGCUCUGUACACCUCUGGUUCUCACGAAGAAGCGACUGAGCUGCUGAAAGGAUUAUUUAAUGGGUUAUGUAAAGCUAUCUCCCUGCCCUUGUGAAAGGGAAGAGAGCACAGCAGCUCUGUUCCUCCAGCAGACGCUUGCUGAUAUGGGCUGAGGGAUGCUGGUGAUCCACAGAUAGCCUUGCAACCUCUUGAUGCCUGGUUAAGAGGAGGAAACAGGAGAGAGUGAGCAAGUUCCCUGAUUACUUGGAGUAGUGCUAAAGUGCAGAAUGCAACUGGUGGUGAUUUCUAAAACAGCAGAGGGAGAAAAAGCGACUGCUCAGUGGGAACGCUUGGAACCAUUAAGCAAAGGCUUUAACUGAUUUUUAUUCUUUUGCACCUCCCUCCUCUUAGGAACACAUUAUAUCUAUGAGAAGGCUCAAGCCUUCAAAGAAGGAGGGGUGAAGUAACUGCAGUUCGUUAAUCCUUCGCUGUGACUUCCGCGCUACUGAAGAAAGGGUGGUGUUUUCAUCGCUCAUCUUCCUCUUCUGUCAGCAUCCAGCCUUUGCCUUCACCCUCCAGUGCCAGCCUUCUACCAACAAUGGCAGCGCCAAAGAGCACAGGUGUGUUAUUUGCAGCAGGGAUCCGAGGAAGCACCCCGACACUUCAAAGCCGCAGCAGAAGUGUUGCCGGCUAAAGAACAUAGCGAUGAAAGAAUCGCAGCUUUCGGCUCUUGAACUGGGACCUGAAUCAAGGAGGGAGGAUCUGAUCAUCUCCUGCCUGAUGAGGUCAGCUGUUCAAAGGGGCCUGGACAUAUUCAAAGCAGCAGCAGCAGACGCUGAGUCAAGCACUUUGUUUGUAUGCCUGGAGAGAGAGAGUGAGAAAAGGAUGCCCUUGUAUUUUGCACAGCCCUCCUUGCUUUUGUGAUGUAGAGUUUGCACCUUUAAUUGCAAAUCUUCCAUUAAGCCUGCAGAUUGUGACCCUUGUUGAAGUGGCUGCUUAAAUGUGGAUACAAGUUGGGUCUUCGCUUCCAAGUUUUAUUUGGAGGAAACGGAGUGAUGCAUUUGCUGGAAGAUAACGCCGCGAAUAAAACUUAGUGCCGAGCCCCAUGUCUUAGAGCUCUCUCUAGCUUUCUGUUUUAAAUGGUCACGAGCUUUGUCAUGUCCACAUCCGUGUCGCCGAGGUCUUCCCACAGAACAGCUUGCUAAAGCCGAUGGAUACAUGAUCGCCCCCUGGACUAUGACCACAGGAUAUGCGAAUGGCGGUCUAGGGAGCCACCGGUAUGUUAGAUGGAAUCGGGAAGACAGUGCAGAGGACUAUACAAAGAGCGAGGUCUACGCAGAGGAUGAGCAGGGCAGGCAGCGCCGGUUGACGCCUUUGGAGAAACUGACUCUGGAUAUGUCCCAGGAUGAAAAGGUGGUUAAAGAGUUAACUCUGGGGAAGAGGAUUGGGUUUUACCGCAUCAGAGGGGAAAUAGGGAGUGGGAACUUCUCCCAAGUGAAGCUUGGAAUCCAUGCUCUGACCAAAGGUAGGCUCUGCGGUGUGUGGAACAAGCGGUUGUGUGGGGUUGUGUAGAGAUAUAUACAAGGUGUUUCCAGAUGGGUGUUUGUGGGAUUGGUGCAUCAGACACAUGUAAGGUUUUUUGUUCCUACAGCAUCCAUGUGUCAUUGGCAUCCAAAUGCCAGGCUAUAGAUCUCCCCCUCCCUUCCAAUUUAAUCCAGAUUUAUCCUUUCCCAAGGAAAAUCCAGUAAUUUUUUUUUAUAAAAAAAAUUUUUUAUAAAAAAAAUUUAUUUUUUUUAUAAAAAUAAAUUAAUAAUUAAUAUAAAAAUAAAAAAAAAUUAAUUUUUUUUAUAAAAAAAAUUAACCUGUUUGCAACAUCUCAUUGAACGGUUUGCAAAUUCAGCUCCUGUCUGGAAGCACCCACAGAACAGAUACUAAGUGGGGCAGUGGGUGGAUGCACAGUGUAAUAUGCCAUCCCUUGCGUAAGCAUUGAAGGCAAUAUCCUGAGCUGGUCUCUCCUUGUUCAGGCUCAUGUACCAUCUGCCUCGCAUGCCAAGACCAGAGAGUUAAAGUGAGUUCGCUGCGCUUUUGAGCGCGCUUCUCAACACCCUCUUGGGACAGAGAACAGCCAAAUGGGAGAUUUCCCCUCCUCCUCCCCUACCUGUUUUCCAGGACAUGUCGUUUUUGUCAGGAAUGACUAUUCCAUUCAGUAUUCAUGAUGAUACCAAGGAGAGUUGGUUAUUUUAGAACAGGACUGGGCAGCCCCUUCAGAAGUUUAUGCCAAUUUUCCCUAGGUGGGUGGGAGAAAUUAGGAGCUUUAAGGUGGUGGUGGACAAGGGCAGAGCCCAAAGUGGGCAGGGAUGAAGCCAGAAGUGGGUCAGAACAGCCCUCCUGUCCCCCUCUCCUUCCCCUUCAUCAUGCAUUCAUUCUCUCCUGCAUACACAAAUCCCAUCCCCGCUGCUCCCACUAACCACCUUUCUUUCCGUUUCUAGAUCACAGGCCAAGCAUUAUAGAAAUGAGUACCAUCUGCUGAUGGUACUAUAAAUCUGGGUGGGAAACCUGUGGCCUUUCUGAUGCUGUUGUUGGACUACAACUCCCAUCAUUCCCUGACCACUGGCCAUGGUGACUGGGGAUGAUGGAAGCCAGAGUCCAACAACAACAUCUGGAAGGCCACAUGUCCCUUCCACCUCUAUGAUUUAUAUGGUUUUUAUCUGCAUAAGUGCCUUCCUCCUCCCAGAAUUUGGAUGUGCUUCAAAUGUGCCUCAGGGGUCUUCUGACUCUGCUGUAUGUGUUAUCUCCCGUGCUGAGUCUGUCACACUGAAGCUCUUUAGCGUUUAUAUUUUUGCCCGUAUGUGUGUGUCACUUUCUCUGUAUUUGCAAUUCCUGCUGAUACCAUGUUUGUGUGUCUGUAGGCGUUAGAAAGCCUCUCCUUGCUCACAUCAGAUUAAUUGAACCCCCCCUCCCCCAUCCCAUCUGAACCCAGACCUUCACCUCCUGGGGACUGGAUUCAUAGGGCAAUGGCAACAAAAGGAUGAGUGCGGAUGUGCUUUAUACAGCAAGGAUUAAAGAGAGCACUUGAACAUUUCAAAAUGGGAACCGAGGUGUUGCCAGCAGAAGAAUUUAGUGAUGGCAAUUCCAGCUCAAUUGCUGAAUUAUAAUGAAACGAACUUGUAAUUAUUGCAGUGUUAUUUCUUGGGAGCAGAGCGGUGUGUGUGUGUGUGUACUAACUUUGCAGUGUUAGCAGUUACAACAGUAGGAUAUACAGGGGAAAUUUACCUGGUGAAAGGAAUGCUGAGGUUUGCAGCCUGUUGUCCUGUUGGAAAUAUGAUAAAUUAUAUGCUGGUACAGCCGUACUUUGGAAGUCGAAUGGAAUCCGUUCCAGAAGUCUGUUUGAAUUCCAAAAUGUUCGAAAACCAAAUCACGGCUUCUGAUUGGCUGCAGGAGGCUUCUGAUUGGCUGCAGGAAGCUCCUGCAGCCAAUCAGAAGCUACGGAAGCCCUGUUGGACGCUCUGGUUCCAAAAGAACGUUUGCAAACCGGAACAAUCACUUCUGGGUUUGUGGAGUUUGGGGGCCAAAACGUCCAAGUUCCAGGGCAUUCAAGAUCCAAGGUACGACAGUAUACACUUCUGUCCUGUAAGUCAUGCAGUUAAUGACUUCCAACGGGCUACUCCAGAUACUUUCAGAUCUGGUUUCUUGGGGUUUCAGGUGACUCGUUAUCCUUCCAAGAUAAUUAUGGUGCAUGAAACCACCAAGUGGGGUCAUCCGGAGCUUUGGAGUAUGUUGUCAGUAAUAUGCUGAUGACACACAGCUCUGCUUCUUCUUUACAUCUGAAGGUGUAGCAGUGGAUGUGCUGGACCGUUGUCUUGCCUUGGUAAUGGACUGAGAGCCAACAAACUGAAGCUCAAUCCAGAUUAGACUGAGACACUGUUAGUGAAUGGUUCCCUAGACCCAUAUGGAUGGGAGGUUGCCUGAUCUGGAUGGGGUUACACUCUUUCUGAAGGAGCGGGUAUGCAGCUUGGGGGUACUUCUGAAUCUUUUGCUGUUGCUUGAGGGAUAGGUGGCCUCAGUGGCAAGGAGUAUCUUCCACUGGUUUCGGCUGGUGGCCCAGCUGUGUCCCUAUCUGGACAGGGAUAGACAAACUUACGUUGUCUGUGCUCUAGUAACCUCUGUGUUAGAUUACUGCAAUGUGUUACAUGGAGGGCUGCUUCUGAAGAUAGUUCGGAAACUUCAGCUGGUGUGGUUGGUUUGAGGGUAUUACACUGGCUGCCAGUAAGUUUCUGGGCCCAGUUCAAAGUGCUGGUUUUGAUCUAUAAAUCUUGGGACUGCAACACAAUGGUACCUCGGGUUACAUACGCUUCAGGUUACAUACGCUUCAGAUUAACCCAGCUAACCCAGAAAUAGUGCUUCAGGUUAAGAACUUUGCUUCAGGAUAAGAACAGAAAUUGGGCUCCGGCGGCACGGCGGCAGCGGGAGGCCCCAUUAGCUAAAGUGGUGCUUCAGGUUAAGAACAGACCUCCGGAACGAAUUAAGUACUUAAUCCGAGGUACCACUGUACCUCAAAGACCACCUCUCCCCAUAUGAACUGACCCAGAACCUGCAAUGAUCACCUGAGGCCCUUCUUUGUGUGCCUCCUCCAUGAGUGUUUUGGAGGGUGGCAACAUGAGAACGGGCCUUUUCUGCAGUGGCUCCCCAUCUGUGGAAUGCUCUCCCCGGGGAGACGCUUGCCUGACGCUUUUUGUUACAUAUCUUUAGGCGCCAGGCAAAAACGUUUCUCUGUAACUAAGGCUUUGGCUGAUUAACAUUCUAUGGCUUUUUAAAUGUUUGUGGAAGGGAAGGGGUUAUUGGUUUGCUUUUGUUCUUGUUUGUAUUUUUAUGUAGUAAACUGCCCUGUGAUCUUUGGAUGAAAAGUGGCAUGCUAAUUUAACAAAUAAUAGUAAUAAGAGGGAAUCCUGUAUCUCUCUGCUAAAAAACUGUAUCAAUAACUGAAGCUCCACCCAUGUGCGUGCCUGAAUUCUGUGUUCCUGCAUGUGCAACAAAAGAACAUCCUAGUAUUUGGCUCCUUUUCCAGAUGAUACCUGGCGUGCCAAUUGCAAGCUGUGUUUCAAACGGUUGCAUCAGCAGCUAGGAUUAGAGAGACUCUUGUCACUGAUGGCACAGACAAGGUUAUAGCAACCUUUUCUUCUAAAAGUGUCUGGCUAGCUGGAUUCUCAGGAUGACCUGAUCUCUCCUCCCUAAACUUCUUAAAACAAAGUGCAGAACCAAGGCUGCAGAAGCAAAAUGCGGUGAGGGGAAAUUGGGCCAUGGAUGAAGUGCAAAAUCUGAUUUGUUACUUCUUUUGGUCUUGCCUAGCCUUGGAACAUUUUUUUCUUCUACCCUCUUUUUUCUGUAAAUAUUGUGCUUGAAAAGAACCCUGAAUGAGAAAAGGUCUUUUGUUUCCCACUGUGUUGCUUGGCCUUUGCUUUUUCUCUUCUGUAGUUUGUGGUGAGAAGUGUUUUAAAUUUACAAAACACAAGAAAUGUCUUGCAGUGCCUUUGAAGCUUUCUUAACAGCAAUUGCACUUUUGGGAUAUUUAAUAAUUGUGUGUUGCUGUUUUAUUGUUUAUUGGAGGGGAAUAACCUCCAUAUGUGCUACCUUGAGCUUCUUGGGAAAGGUAGGAGUGUGGCUCAGUCUCUCUUGUGGGGUGAAGAUAUUCACGGUCUCUCGGAAACGGGCUGUAGUCUGUUUCAUUUGCAACAGUGAUCAUGUUUGCUGCAGUGGAAACCUGGUUUGCAAUGCAAUCCUAUACAUAUUUACUUGAAAGUGAGCCCUACUGUGCUCAGUGGGUUUUGCUCGCCAGUGUGUGUGUGUUGGGUUGCAGCAUAAGUAGAGUUGAAUACAGCCUUCGCCAACCUAGUGCCCUCCAGAUAUUUGGAGCUGUAACACCCUUCAGCUGCAGCCAGCAUAAUUGCACAGAUAGGAAUGGUAGUCUGCUGUGUAUCAGGAAAACAACACAACACAGCUUAGUUCUGCUACAAACAAUGUGGAUUCUACAUUCCGUUCAAGUUCUUUUAUUAUUGUAUUAAGUCAUGUUUAAAUGCAGCUGCCUCAUCACAGCAAAAAAUAAAACAAAUAGUGGAAUCCAGAUCCCUUUUGGCCUGUGACGCAGAGAGGCUGCUUAGGGUCGCUUACAGUUGUGCAUAUGUGGAGGCCAAGGCCUGCUAGAGGAUUUGAUGGCUGCUCUGCAUGGUCCUUGCCAGUUUCAGUUUCAGUUUCAAAGCCUGGUUAGUAUGUGUAAAUUUCUCACAGGAGUCCUCACAACCCCUGGGGGGAACUGCUCUUUAGCGCUCAAUCGUAGCAAAUGGCAAUUCAGGUUUUCUCCAGAUUAACAUUUGCUCAGAUUUAGAGUUAAAGAGCAGGUUUUCUUGGGGGACAAGGAGUGGGGCAAGGGAAAAAGGGCAAGUGGAAGUGGGGACAAGCCCCUGAACUGAGCAUGGAAGAAACCUAAUUAUCUGCCAGCAGAAACCACUUCACUUCACUGCAUUGUAAUGUGGUAAUGUGAACAUCCCCUUGGGCACUGAAGAUGUGCUGCCAGUUAAUUUACGGGGCUAGAUGGACAACUGAGCUGACCCAGUAUACUUCUAUUUAUUAUCAACAUUUCUAAAGCACCCUUCAUCCAAACAGAACCCAGGGUGCUGUGCAAUAACAAAACACCUGCCUAUGUUCCCCCUCUUUUAAUAGGUGAGUGCAUUACAUCCAUGCCAACUGUUAUGGGAAUUUUGUUUUAAGAUGUAAUUAUACAAGAUGUAGCAGAGGAAAGCAGAGGGAGGGGAGAUAGCUCAGUGGCAGAGCAGAACCUUCCACCUCAAGUCCCAGAUUCAGCUUGUGCUAUUUCCAGUUAAAAGGAUCUUAGGUAGCUUGAUGGGAAGGCCAUUUGCCUGAGGCUCCAACGAUCUCCUGCAAGUUGCAACAGAUAGUCUUGAGCUUGCUGGAUCAAGGCUGUUCAUAUGACUUUUCUUCCUUUCUUAAGCAUGGUAUCAGCUGUCCUUACUAACCCUAUGAAAUCAAACCACUGUCAUUCCAGAAAAGGUAGCCAUUAAGAUUUUGGACAAGACGAAAUUAGACCAGAAGACGCAGAGAUUACUCUCCCGCGAGAUUUCCAGCAUGGAGAAGCUGCACCACCCAAACAUCAUCAGGCUUUAUGAGGUCAUGGAGACCCUCUCGAAGCUGCACCUGGUGAUGGAAUAUGCCAGUGGAGGGGAGCUAUUUGCGAAAAUCACGACAGAGGGGAAAUUAUUGGAAGUGGAGAGUAAGCACAUCUUCUCCCAGAUUGUGUCUGCUCUUAAGCACAUGGUAAGUUCAUUAUUUUGGUCCCUUCAACAGCUCUGCAUUUCCCUGUGUGUGUCCCGCUUUAAAGAGAAGCAGGAUUAGUUUGAGAUAUCCACCAGUCUGUUAGGAGCAAUAAAAGAAUAUUAUGUCAACAUGGCAAGUGGCUCCAGCUUAGUGAGCCUGCGUAUGAACAAACAUUUGCUUUGGGUGCUUUUCUGCAGCUUGAGGUACGUUUUGCGUGGAAUAUCUUUUGUUGGAAACACGUGGCCACCAUGGGAGUGCAAGCAGUUUGUGUUUCUGUGCAAGCUCUGCUGUAAUGUGUUCAAGGGCUAUUUAACAGCUCUGAUUUUUCAGGCGUUUGGCCAGAAAUGUUGUGAUGAGGAUCCUAUGUGGGUGGGGAUUCAUUACAGAAUAGGAAGAACAUACAGGUAGCUUGAUAAAGAGCUCUUAACUGCUUAAUUGUAUUAACAUUUAGAGGGCAACUGGGCAGAAUGCUGCCUUUGUCCUUUUCUGCAUGUCUCCACAAACAAAAUGGCUAUAAAAUUAUUGGGAUGUGGGAGGCAGGGGAAGAAGGGUUAAAUGAAAACUAAACAUUCAGGUAGAGGCUUGGAAUAGCUUUCAGUGGUCCAUACCUUCCUUCUCCUCUUCUGCGGCUACAGCCCUGCUGGUGGUUUUGUACAAUAGGCUAGCUAAAAUAUACUUUCCUUUUAAAAGACUAACCGUUCUUAUUUUAAAAGACUUCCACGUUUGCAUUUGCAGCACAGUGGAAAACAUUUAUGAAAGCUAAACAUUAUUUUUUAUUCUUUGUUCUGCAGCAUGAGAGCAACAUAAUUCACCGGGACCUGAAAGCUGAAAACGUAUUUUACACCAGUAACACCUGUGUGAAAGUGGGGGAUUUUGGAUUCAGCACGAUAAGUAAAAAAGAGGAAACACUGAACACUUUUUGCGGCUCCCCUCCUUACGCUGCCCCAGAGCUCUUCAGGGACGAAAGCUACGUUGGGGCAUAUGUGGAUAUCUGGGCACUCGGAAUUCUUCUGUAUUUUAUGACGACUGGGAUGAUGCCCUUUCGAGCAGACACAGUGGGCAAACUGAAGAAGACUAUUCUCGAGGGCAUGUAUGUCCUGCCGCCGUUCCUCUCGGAACCUUGCCAGAAGCUGAUUCGGGGAAUCCUGCAGCCAGUACCGUCGGAACGCUAUUCCAUUGAGUACAUUAUGAACAGCGAAUGGAUGAAAGGAGUGGAGUAUCCAAAGCCCCUGGAACCUUUCAAACUGGAUCCAAAGUACUUGUCGGGGAGUGGAACACUCGGAGAGGAAGACGCCGAAGUGAAAAAAAUAUUGAACAAUUUGGGGAUCACGGAGGAGCACAUUCAGAAUAACCGCGGGAGAGCUUCCCACAGCUCAGUAACUGGGAUCUACCGAAUUAUUUUGCACAGGGUGCAAAAGAAAAGGGCCGUGGAAACGGUUCAUAUAAUCAGCCAACCAGAAUUCAGGGAGCAAGAGUCAAAGAAAGAGCAGUCUACCUAUCGCGGCCUCAAACACUCAUCUAAGCUCUGUUUGAUUUUAUAAAAAAUGCAGCUGUCUUGGUGUUUGGCAAACUUUGCCGAGACCUCUUUGUCUGUUCUUAGCAUUUUUGUAAUUUUGAAUUAAUAAAAAAGAUGCCUUAAAAUUCCUCAUCUAAGAUGCACAUUCAAGAGUAGACUAGUAAAAUGUAUUAUUUGAGGGCUGUUGAGUUUUUAAGUUCUGCUGCAAGGAAUUGGCCUGUAAAAUCAGGAUAAAUGAUAAAUGUGCAGUGCAAUUCCAUUAUAUGUUUAAAGUCACACUGUGUUUAGUGGGGGUUUAUUCCCACUCCCAAGUAGAUGAACAAUUUUAAGUAUUGUUAUCAUGCAGCAAGUCCCAGUAGGACUUCAGAGUAAACAUGCUUAGAAUUUUGGCUCAGGCUGCUGUCUGGAACUAACACGGUGCAUUUCACUUGGGUGAGUUUAGACAGCAUGUUAAGGUCUGUUAAUAUAGGUGAAAUCUUGCCUCACAUGCAUUGAGUAGUGUGGGAAUCCUUUAGAAGGUCUUCCUGGUUAUGUUUGCAUUAUAAGUAAUAAUAGUUAACACUAUUAUUAAAUUUAUUACCCUGCCCUUCACUAGUAGGUCCCAGGAUAAGUUACAACUAUUUAAAUUUCAGCAUUAAAAACAGUUAAAGGAAUUUUCUGUCACAGGAAGAGGGCAAGUCCUGAAAAUACACAUCUGCAGGCACCUACUGAAUAGGACCCAUAAAUAAUAUUUUACCCACUGUUUUUCUCCUCCUCCCAUGUCUGUAACAUUGUGAUCUGUGAUUUUGCUUUUUUAAGGUUCAACGAUGAGUCCUAAAGAGAAAUCGUACAAUUAUAGAGUUGGGCGGGACUGCAAGGGUAAUUAAGUCCAACCCCCCUGCAGUGCAGGAAAUAUUCACCCUGUCCCUUCUAAUUCCAGCAGGGUAAGUCUUGGAUGUGGAGGCCACUGACAACGCAUCUGCUUAAUCAGA
Messenger RNA from Podarcis lilfordi (Lilford's wall lizard), 30859 nucleotides. Lineage: Eukaryota; Metazoa; Chordata; Lepidosauria; Squamata; Lacertidae. The record is from the annotation of a GenBank genome assembly.